Molecule: messenger RNA, 1421 nt
Organism: Chelonia mydas (Green sea turtle)
Lineage: Eukaryota; Metazoa; Chordata; Testudines; Cheloniidae
Gene: ACADM
Product: acyl-CoA dehydrogenase medium chain
Exons: 12
Coding region: 112-1380 (422 amino acids)
Biological process (GO): medium-chain fatty acid catabolic process; fatty acid beta-oxidation
Cellular component (GO): mitochondrion
Molecular function (GO): medium-chain fatty acyl-CoA dehydrogenase activity; flavin adenine dinucleotide binding
Source: RefSeq, a predicted model, not a curated record
GCUGGCUGGCACCGCCCCUCGCUCCGCGUCCCCGCCCGCGGGAGGUGGGGCCCAGCGGCCACCACCACGCGCCUGCGGGGCAGUUUGUGCUCAGUGGCAGCGCCCGUCAAGAUGUCUGCGCUGAGGGUCACCCGGGUGCUUCGAGGCAUUGCUCAAUGUGGCUGGAGAUCACAAUCUAGUCAAGCUGCUGAAGUGUCACAUCAAAUUAAACCUGGAGCUGGCUUUAGUUUUGAGCUCAGUGAUGAACAGAGAGAGUUUCAAGCUACUGCUCGUAAAUUUGCUAGAGAGGAAAUCAUCCCUGUUGCUGCACAGUAUGACAAAACUGGAGAGUAUCCUGUUCCCCUUAUAAAACGGGCAUGGGAACUUGGUCUGAUGAAUUCACACAUACCAGAAAGUUGUGGUGGACUGGGCCUUGGCAGUUUCGAAGCUUGCCUUAUUACAGAAGAAUUAGCUUAUGGAUGUACAGGGGUCCAAACUGCUAUUGAAGCAAAUUCCUUGGGACAAAUGCCAGUCAUCAUUGCAGGAAAUGAGCAACAGCAGAAGAAAUAUUUGGGGAGAAUGACUGAGGAGCCAUUGAUGUGUGCCUACUGUGUAACAGAACCUGGAGCAGGCUCUGAUGUGGCUGGUAUAAAAACGAGAGCGGAGAGGAAAGGAGAUGAAUAUGUCAUUAAUGGUCAAAAGAUGUGGAUCACCAAUGGUGGCAAAGCUAACUGGUAUUUUUUGCUAGCUCGUUCCAGUCCUGAUCUGAAAGCCCCUGCCAGCAAAGCCUUUACUGGAUUUAUUGUGGAAGCAGACAGCCCUGGAAUCCACACUGGAAGAAAGGAGAUGAAUAUGGGUCAGCGCUGCUCAGAUACAAGAGGUAUUGUCUUUGAGGAUGUGAGAGUGCCCAAAGAAAAUGUUCUAAGUGCUGAGGGAGUUGGUUUUAAAAUUGCUAUGGGAGCUUUUGAUAAAACCAGACCUCCAGUAGCAGCAGGGGCUGUUGGGCUAGCACAGAGAGCAUUGGAUGAAGCUACUAGGUAUGCUUUGGAAAGAAAAACCUUUGGAAAACCAAUUAUAGAGCACCAAGCAGUGUCCUUCAUGCUGGCUGAAAUGGCAAUGAAAGUGGAACUAGCUAGACUGGCUUACCAAAGGGCUGCUUGGGAGGUUGAUGCUGGUCGCAGAAAUACUUACUUCGCAUCCAUUGCAAAGGCAUUUGCUGGUGACAUUGCAAACCAGCUAGCUUCAGAUGCAGUCCAGAUUUUUGGAGGAAAUGGAUUUAACAGUGAAUAUCCUGUAGAAAAACUAAUGAGAGAUGCCAAAAUCUAUCAGAUCUACGAAGGAACAGCUCAGAUCCAAAGGCUGAUCAUAGCACGUGAACAUGUUGGCAAGUUUAAAAGUUAAGGAAAAGCAUUGAUGUUGGCUGUCGAUGCCUUCAUAAAGGA